This is a messenger RNA of Gongylonema pulchrum, 432 nucleotides long. Lineage: Eukaryota; Metazoa; Nematoda; Chromadorea; Rhabditida; Gongylonematidae. The record is from the annotation of a GenBank genome assembly.
AUGCAGGAUGAUUUGGAAUCGUGGAUUUACAUGAGCGUGGAACUAUUCCACUCCGAUAUUCUACCUUGGAAGAAAAUUGUAGAUCGAGAAGCUGUUCUAACUCACAAGGAUAAUUUCUUCUUACUCCCAUCAUCAGAAGUUUAUGGAAAAGCGCCACAAGGUUAUAAAAGCAUAUCACGGUAUAUUGAUAACCUAUCAUUUGAAGAGGAGCCAAAUUACACUCUAAUUCAGGAAAUAAUUCGAAAUGAAAAUAUUGACGUAAGCUUGCCAUACGACUGGUUUGGUUAUGAUCUCACAAAGCGAAAGCGAAGAAAGCGAGCACUCGACGCGUCCGAUGAGGCAGGAAGGCAGUCCAGAAAUGCACCAGCUUCCCCUGAUGUGGUUCGAUUUAAAACAUUCUACAAUCGAGUUUACUGUAAAAUUACAGUAUGA